Molecule: messenger RNA, 3614 nt
Organism: Mytilus californianus (California mussel)
Lineage: Eukaryota; Metazoa; Mollusca; Bivalvia; Mytilida; Mytilidae
Product: peroxisomal membrane protein PMP34-like
Exons: 9
Coding region: 147-1112 (321 amino acids)
Cellular component (GO): peroxisomal membrane
Molecular function (GO): FAD transmembrane transporter activity; FMN transmembrane transporter activity; NAD transmembrane transporter activity
Source: RefSeq, a predicted model, not a curated record
AGUGCACAUACGGGUUGCAAUCCGUGAAAAUAUAUGUCUGCAUAAAAACGUAAUGGGUCGCAUAAGUUGAACUAUGAAUCAAUCAUUCUUCUUUGUUUAACAAAUGUCAUUGGUUAGAAAUUUUUUUCCGUCAAAGGUGAAUCCAAAUGACUGCACUAUCCAAGUUUGAUAGGUCAGAGAGCAGCAUGAGCUCCACAUUGCUGCAAAAACUGUUCACGUUCCCGAACCUGGUCCACGCAGUAGCAGGUGCAGCCGGUAGUGUAUUUGCCAUGUUUGUGUUCUAUCCAUUAGAUACAGCCAGAACUAGAUUACAAGUGGAUGAUAAAAGAAAAGCAAAGCAUUCUCCUCUAGUUAUGGCAGAAAUUGCAAAGGAAGAAGGCUUACUAUCACUGUACAGAGGGCUGUUCCCUGUGCUUGUAACUUUGUGCUGUUCAAACUUUGUUUACUUUUAUACCUAUAAUGGAUUGAAGACAACAUACCUGAGUGACAUGGACAAGGAGACACCUAUAAAAGAUCUUACCUUUGCAUUCAUAGCAGGUGUGAUAAAUGUAUUAGUGACCACACCGUUAUGGGUUGUUAAUACCAGACUAAAACUUCAAGGUGCCAACUUCCAUACAGAUGAACAUAAAGAGGCCAAAGUUCCCAGGUAUAGAGGUCUAAUAGAUGCCUUGUUAAAAGUAGCAAGACAUGAAGGAAUUCCAUCACUGUGGAAUGGAACACUGCCCUCUAUUGUAUUGGCAUCAAAUCCUUCAGUACAGUUCAUGGUUUAUGAGGCAGUUAAACGAUACUUCCAAUCACUGCUUAAAACAAAGGAGUUGAGUGGUUUUCUUUAUUUCAUCAUUGGUGCAAUAGCAAAGACAGUAGCAACAGUAGUAACAUAUCCUCUACAGGUUGUUCAGUCAAGAUUAAGGGCUGGACGUCAUAAGAAAUCAGAACAACAGGGAAUUAUUCAGAAUCUUGUUGAUAUUGUCAAAUAUAAUGGUGUAUCAGCAUUAUAUAAAGGAAUGGAAGCCAAGUUAAUACAGACAGUUUUGACGGCAGCCUUGAUGUUCCUGACCUAUGAAAAGAUAGCAGCAUUUAUAUUCAGGACAAUGGGACAUAGCCCAAGUUAAUAUCUAAGAAAUAAUAUUAACAGAAUUUUAUGGUGCUAAGCUUUAAGUAUGCCAAAAUUUAUGUAAUUUGUUUUCAUUUAUACGGAGCCCAUUUUAUAUGUUUAACAACCUAUUUUUAGAUACUAAAAGAUAGUUGGCAUCUUCUUUCAGAUGUUAACAUCUUGUUAUGUUGAUGGUUCACUAAAUCUUACCAGAUAAAUUGACUUAGAGAUUAUAAUAUGUUUUUAUAUAUGAUAUUUCAUAAAUUAGUGAAAAGUUGUGUACUUUGUUUUAUUUUUACUGCAUGGUUAGACAGUACAGUAGGAUUUUGAAAGCAUUUCCAAAGAAAUAUUUCAUUGUCAUAUUUUAAUGACUUUUUAACACAAAAGCACUCUGUUGUUCUUUUUGAAAAAAAACUAUUCAGGCAGUGAUGCAAAUCUUUCUAAAAAAAAGGUACAACAUGCAAUUAAAAAAUACAGAAUAUUUAUGGUACAUUAUAUGUAAGUUACAAUGUAAGAAAUUGAAAGAUCCUAUAUCAGAAUAUUUUAGCUUAAUUCCAAGGGGACUUGGAAGUUAUUUUGUUUGAAUGAUAAAUAUUGUCCCUGUUUAUUAGAUUGAGUUAAUUCCAAAUUCCAGAUUUAUUAUACUGUAAAUUAAUGUGAGGAUUUUAUUAAUGUGAAUAAUAGGACUCCUUGAGUUUCACAAUAAUAAGAACUCGCAUUAUGAUACCGAAUACAUAUAUCUGUAUGUAGCUUUUUGUAAAUUUAUAAUUAUUAAACUCGCAUUUUUGUUCAUUCUUCAAAAAUUGCAAUAAGAAAUGCACACAAUAAUUUCUGAAUUUACAGUAGUUGUCAUUUUAGAAAUGUAAAUUUGGAUGAAACUAUAUGGUAUCUGCUGUGUAACAUGAAACAAGUUGUUGUCUUUUUGAAAAAAAUCUGUUUUGUUUAUUGUUGAUGUAACUUAGGUUGUUAAUUAACUUACCUAUAUAGUAAUCUAGAGAGUUUUCAUGUGAAAUUUGUCUUAAAGGCAAAAUUAAAAUACCAGUGUAGAAAUUGAUGUGAUAUCAUUCUAAUGUUGUUGUUUUGUAUAUUUUUGUUAAAGAUUUAUUUAUGAUGGAAUUUUGAGAACAAAUUUAUAUUUCAUGUUGAUUGUUGGAAUAGUUCUAUUGUUUGUAUUUGUAUUUUCUAAGAUUAUAGGAUUAAAAUAACACAUCUAUAUGUAAGAAAAGGUUAAAACCAUGUAUUUUCCAUGAAAAUACUUAUAACUGUGGAUUGAUUAUUAUUUAUGGAUUUCAUUGGUAAAGGUAAACAACAAAUGGAAAUGUAUAGCAAUUUAAAUAUUUUCUAUAGAGUUGUAUGCAGAAUUUGUGUUAACCAACAAAUUGAAUAUCCACGAAAAUAUAAUUUUCCCCAAAACCAUGAAAAUCAAUGAACCCACACAAUAUAUUCUAACGACUAUCAACCUCAGGGACCAAGAUCACAUCAAUAAUCAAUUUGGAAUAUACCUUACCUGGUAUGAUAUGUUGGCCAAUGGAAGUAAAAUAACACACAGGCCCAUAGGUAUACCUAUAUAGGUUGUUCCAGAAAUAAGUUGUGGGAGGUUUGAAGAAACAUUCACUGCACUCUACUGUCCAGAAGUUCGCCUGGCUGAUAUUCAGAAAUUACUACAACCACCAAAUAUUUAUCUGAAUUGCCUUCUGUCCACCUUGUGCCUGUACCAGUAUUUUUUCCUGCUAAUUUUAAAAUGUUCUGGACAACCUGAGUAACAAUCCCUCAAUUAAGUAAAAAUUUGAUUGCCAAAAAUGAAAUUUCUAAGCUGAAUCUUUUUACUUGAAAUGAAAGUUUAUAGAAAAUGGAACAAUUUUUCUGAAAGAACUAAAUUUUAUUUUGGGGUUUAAACAGGUUAGAAGAAGAAUUUUUUUUUUCAAAUGGGUGUGUCUUCUCUGUAAAUCAGUUAAGGGCUAUUUAUCUAUUGGGAAAAUUUGUUGCAUUUUCAUGAAUUUGUAUCAUUACAAGUAUAAAAUGUGGAUUAAAAAAAGAAAAGUAAAGUCUCCCUUAUUUGAAAGAUAGUUACUCAUUUGGGGAACUAUUCCCCUUUUUGUGGGUUGCCCCCAACAUGUUUAAUGUUUUUGUAAUUGAUUUUUAUGUAUUGAAAGAAAAAUUACAAUAGUGUCACAUAAUAGCAUAUUUUCCAUAAACACUUUUAUAUUUUUUUGUCCAUGCAUAGAUUUAAAGGGGAGUAACUUUUGACAUUUUAAGUUAAUUUUAUCAUCUUUACAUAGUGUAGCUUGCAUAAGUAAUACUUGUUCAUAUAGUAAACACAUGCAUUCAUGUAAAUCUUUUUAUGUUUACUUUUAAAAUUAUAUUUUCACUAAGCUGUAUAUUUAUAUGGUUGCAUGGAUAGGUUCAUUUGAAUAAUGCCUCAUUAAAAAUAAUACAAAACCUGCUAUUUUCAACAAAUUAGUUGUGUUAAGAAUCUUCCUUAACUUUAAAUGUGAUCUUAAUUAAAUUUGUCAUAAACCUC